CCCUGCUCAGUUCGCAGUCUGCGCGGGAGUGGAGGAGACGCCGAUACGACCCCCAGCGAUAGUUGACUAAACUUUAACUUUCAAUUAACCGCGUUGUAAAUGACAAACUGAGUUCUGUGUAUAUACAUUUCUCUCAUAUCCAUCGUCUCUCACGCCGGGGUGAGAGCGUCUGCCGGUCUUCUCGUGUGUUGUGCUGCAGAAAGUAGCAGCAGCAGCUGAUCUUAUCGCUACUACUUGUAAAAGAACGAUGCCGACAUCCAUGCCCCGACAAGACAGCAGCCUGGCGACGCUCCGGCCCGUGUCCCGGGGCGUCGUCUUCUCCGCGCGCCCCGGGUCGCGCAGGGAUGCCCGGCCGGGACGGAGCAGCUCGUCCACAGUGCACAUGGAGCAGCUGUACCCGGCCAACGAGGGGGCACCGUGUCGCAUCAAUGGCCUGGAUGCCCGAGUCACAUCGCCCGUAGCCUCCAAAGAAUCCCUGACGCCAUCCGUGGCCUUGUCACCAAAGCCCGCGCUUUCGGCGAGCGAGGUGGCGGACUUUGUGCGGCGCGGCGUGGCGGAGAGGACAGAGCAGCUGGUGCGUGCGUUUCGGGCGCUGGACCCGGGCCGGGCUGGCACAGUGAGCCACGGAGAGCUCCGUCGCGUGCUGGAUCUCUUUGUCCUGCCACUGACCGACCCUCAGUUUGGCGCGCUGCUUGUGAUGGUACCAGCAGGGAGGAAUGGGAAUAUACCAUACCUGCAGUUUUUAGAACACUUUCUCGGUCAGCCUACAAGGCCCAGCACAGCAUCAUCUCGGCAAAAAUCAACGCCACCGGCAGGCCGUGGGAUAAAUGAGGAAACUGACCUGUUGCUGCGGAAAAAGCUGGGCAGGGACCUGAAGGGCGUGGUGCGUACCUUCCGCCUCUUCGACUACAACGGCGAUGGGCGCGUGCAGCGCCACGAGCUCCGGGCCGUCCUCGAGAGCCACGGAGCUCGUCUCUCAGAAAGCCAGUUCAGCAAGCUGUGGGCUCGCCACGAUGUGCACAAGGGUGGCACGGUGGCGUACCAGGAGUUCCUGGAGUCCCUGGGGCUUUCGCAGGAGAGUCAGUGGCACCCGGAGCCGGACACCGUCCAGUUGUUACUCAACUGGGAAGCGGUGCGGAGGGACGCUGCGGAGGAGAGGAAGCAGCUGGAGAGCCGGUGCGAUGAACGGGGAUACAUGGGGCAGGCGGGCGAUGCCAAGGAGACUGAGCCAGAAGCCAGCCCGGAGGAGCUGCAGGCAGCUUUCCGGAAGAAGGUGUGCGAAAACUACAGCAACCUCCAGCGGGCGUUCCGUGCAUUCGACAGCUCGGGUGCCGGCACCCUGGCGGUGGAGGACUUUGUGUCGGUGCUGCGCAGCUUUACGCUCCCGCUGGCACCGGAGGCCAUGCUGUGUGUCCUCGACCAGCUUGGCAUCAAGGCCACUGGAAAGGUACCCUGGGAGCUGUUUUUGGCCAAAUUUCCGAAUCCUCAAUCGAUCGGCAAUGGCCAGACACUGCCCAUGAGGUCCAGCCACAGGGUGAACCCUUUUCGUGGCGCCGACGAGUCUACCUCUGCCAGUGAGGUCCUGGCGAGACUGCGGAAGCAUAUUCUGGAGUGCUACCCAUCUCUCAAGGAGGCCUUCCUUGCCCUGGACAUUAACCGGCAAGGACGGGUGACACGUCAGGAGUUGCGCCGACUGGUUGAGGGGUUUGGGUUCCGCAUGGGCGACAGUCACUUCCGGGAGCUCAUGCUGCUGCUGGACCCAGGCCACUCGGGGUUCGUGGACUACACGGACUUCUUGUGUCUGUUCGAGCCUCGAGAGACCCUGGAUGCUCACAAGUGGUUAAAUAGCACUCACCGAGUUAAUGGACAUAAGACAACUGACAUUCUGACCUGGAAGGCGGCGGAGGAAAUUCUCCGUGACAAGCUGACGGAGCGCUGGAAGGACGUGUGCGAGGCUUUUGACUCCUGUGACCAGGAUGCCGAUGGCUUCAUCACCCAGGAUAACCUGCGUGCCAUCCUCCGCAGAUUCGGACCUUCGCUGUCCGACGAACACUUUAACAAGCUGUGCAAAGGCUGCGAGCAGGGCCCAGGUUUCCGGAUCCGGUUCUCCGAGUUCCUGAUGCGUCUGGGCGUGGACCCCCGGCCCGGCGACUUUGCCGGGGUCAGCUCGCGUCUACACAGCGAAAGCAACGCGCGCGAGGUCAAGAGGCAGGCCGACCUGUCUGCGAGACUGGAGCUGAUCGAGGGCGAGGCGAGGAAGCUGACGGGCGCGCUACCCCUGCGGGAGGUGCUCGUCCGGCUCAGGGACCACGUGGCGCAGCGCGACACCACGCUGCACCAGAGCUUCGCACGCCACGACCGGCGGGGAGAAGGCCGCGUGUCCAAUUUCGACUUCCGCCAGAUCCUGCAGGAAUGUGGCAUGAUAAUGGAAGAUGACCAAUUUAAUGCACUACUGCAGAGACUGGGAUUUACCAACGGCAGCAUAACCUACUCGGACUUUCUUGCAUGCUUUGAAGACCGUCGCAUCUACGGGCCGGGCGAGCAGCUGCUGCUCUCGCCCAAUCACCGCGUUGCCGAGGUCUCCAGACAGCACUGUCGUGCCGAGGAUUGCCACGCGGCACUGCCUGACAAGCUACGGCAGGUCUACACGGACCUGCGCUCGGCGUUCAACAAGGCGGACAGCGACAGGGACGGGGCGGUGACGGCCGGCGACCUCCGCCGCCUCCUGGAGACUCUGCACUUCUCCCUCACGGACGGAGAGUUUGGCCGGCUGCUCGGUAUGCUGGGGUUGAACGAGCGCUCGCGGCUCAGCUACGGCGACUUCCUGCAGAAGUUCGACCCGCCCACACAAGACGGCGGAACACGCUGGCUCGACGCGGGCGCAAGAAUCAUGGAGAUUAAAGACCCUUCGGAGAUGGCUUGUGAACAGGCUCAUCAGUAUCUUGUCAGCCGUGCUCGCAAGAGCUGGAAGGAUGUCUCACAGGCGUUUCGUGACUACGAUGAGAACGGUGACCGCGUGGUGCAGAAGAGCGAGCUCCGGACCCUGCUGUUCCGCUACAUGCUGCCGCUCACCAGCCACGACUUCGACAGCCUUUGGGCCAGGUACGACCCAGACGGACACGGGGUCAUCUCGGAGCAGGAGCUGGCACGGCUCCUGGAUGUGGUGAGACCGCCCACCGGCGUGGACAAGGGCCCGAGCGCGCGCAUCGCCGAGCAGAACCAAGCGACGCUGGCGACGCUGGCCGAGGGUCAGCGCGAGCGGCGGUGCGAGCUGGUGGGCCAGCAGGCACGCCGGGGCGCCUUCUACAACCUGGAGCAACUCGCGCAGGAGAUCAAAGACAAGUUUCGCGACAAAUACUCAGACUUCGGGGCGGCGUUUGCCCGGGCCGACCGGAACAAGGAUGGCUUCGUGACGGCAGACGAUUUGCGGCACAUGCUGUGUGAACACAACUACUCUCUGGACCACGAGCAGUUUGAGCAGCUCCUAGGAAAGCUGGGGAUACCAACGGAGGGGAGUCGCCUCUCUUAUGCCGACUUCGUGCGAGCCGUGGACGACGGGAGGGCUUCUCGGUACGGAGCGCGGCCCUCCCAGCCGUGCGGUGUGAAUGCGACCCAGAGGCUGAGCCCCGAGGGUGCUCUGGCCUUCCUGCGGGAGAAGGUCCCGUCGCUGCUUGCGGUCCUGCAGAAGGCCUUCGGCGCCUUCGACAAAUCCCAGAGAGGCCUGGUGAAGGAGGAGGAGUUCCGCCGAGUCCUGGACAACUUCUGCCUGAAGCUCGACGAGCCGCAGUUCCAGCACCUGCUCAAGAGGCUCAAGCGUGGCGGCGAUGGCACCGUCGACUGGCAGGAUUUUCUGGAGGCUUUCAGUCUCCUGUCCGACAAGACGGAGAGCGCGGACUGGCAAUGCGAGGUCGCGCGGGCGGCCCUAGCCGGGCACCGCGGCGCCGGUGAUUGUGCGCUGUCCGCGGGUGGGGUGCUCCGACGGCUGCGGGACGUGGUGUCGGCGCGCUUCUACGCAGUGGCGCGCGCGCUGGUGUGCGCCGACCUCCCAGGGAUUGGCAAGCUCACACGGGAGCAGUUCCGUCAGGUCGUGCAUCGCCACUUCCUGCGCCUCUCCGACAAGCAGUUCGAAGAGCUGUGGGCGCAGCUGCCGGUGGAUGAGUGCGACAAGCUGGACUACCGCGAGUUUCUGAAGAGGUUCUGCGACGGUACCGCUUUGCCGGCGGCCGCGUUCACCUCAUCAGCUCCCACUGGAAUGCUGAGGCAGAGUGUCGGGGCCAUAGGCCAGAAUGGGUGUACUGCCCCAGCAGCAGCUCCAGCAGCAGCAGCAGGAGUAGCCCACAACGGCGCAACCGCAACGAAGAGCAGACCUAAAACGACUGCGUCCUGCCUUCUGACACGAUCCCAGUCGCUGAACACGGGCCACCGGCCGGCCACCGUGGCGGGGAGCGUGCGCGGUGGCAUGGCGCGCGCGGUCCGUUCGACUCCGCUCGUGGAUUGCGAGGCCCUCGAGAGCAGGCUGCGCGAGCGAGUAAGCCGCCGCUGGCAGGAGAUCCUGCGUGAGUGCCGUCUCAAGGAUCCCACGGCGAGCGGGGAAAUCGGCACCAACGACCUCCAGGGCGUGCUGCGCACCUUCGACGUGUCGGUGAGCGAGGACGAGCUUGCGGAACUCGCCUCCAAGUUUGCGGCACACAGCACGGGCCACGUAGCGUACCGCACAUUCCUUCGCCACCUGGUGCUGACGCUGCGUCCGCGCCAGCAUGGCCUCCUGCAGCGCCAGCGUCUGCAGCAGCCGUCGUUCACGCCCGGUGGCACGGCGCCCAACGAUGCGUUCCUGGAGGCCAUGCUGCACCUCCGCGACCAGGUGCUGCCCAACUGGAGGCCGAUGCGACGCGCCUUCCGUGCUGGAGAUCCUAGCGCCAGCGGCUUCCUCUGCGCCCCCGACUUCCGCCAGGUGCUGAAACAAUUCGCCAUCAACCUCACGGAGGAGGAGUUCUUUCAGAUUCUCAACUAUUACGAUGGGCAGUUGCACAACCGCGUGCCGUACAACGCCUUCCUGCGGACCUUCCUCGUCUAGCUGGGCCCCCCACGGGGACCCAUCGCUCGCCCCCCACCACGGUGGCGGACUUGGUGGGCAGACGAUCGUGCGAGUGAGAAGCUGAAGUGGCCCAGUCGCACGUGAGAGGUCGAUUCGAGCUUACAUCCAUAAGGCCACUGGACACGAGGAGCUAUUGUCCAGUCGUGCUUGAUGCGUUUAAUUUCCAUCCGCAGGUUCAUCCGUUAAUUUUGUUGCAAUAAAAAUAUGCCCUGAUUUUUUGCCGUUCACUUAGAGAGGGGAAAAGCGAAGAAAAAAAAGCCUAUAAUUUCUCGAAUUCAGAAUAAGAGUGCUACAAUGUUUUUUGUAACAAUGUAAUUUAUGAUUACAUUGGAAAGUAACGUUUCUAGAUACCGUAUGCUGUGAAAUGCUAAGGGUGAUAUGGUAAUCUAGUCAGCAGUUUGGAAAUCAUUUAUGUUUAUGUGUGAAAGUGACUUAAUUCAGUCUUGAAAAUGUCUGCUUUGUUUGAAAGAUGUUAAUACAUUUAUUUGAAAAUGCAAAAUUGUUUGAUAUGUCUUUAAAAUAAUAUAUGGAAUUACAGAUUGUUUUUAUUUAAUAAACAGAUUUUAAUUUA
Messenger RNA from Lethenteron reissneri (Far Eastern brook lamprey), 5666 nucleotides. It is a transcript of the gene EFCAB6, whose product is annotated as EF-hand calcium binding domain 6. NCBI's taxonomy places the organism in Eukaryota, Metazoa, Chordata, Hyperoartia, Petromyzontiformes, Petromyzontidae. Gene Ontology annotation, cellular component: nucleoplasm. Gene Ontology annotation, molecular function: calcium ion binding. The record is from RefSeq and is a predicted model, not a curated record.